CAGAAACGGAGCCGGCGCCAUUCCUCCAUGCUUCAACAACUCAACUCACGAUGACGAAACGAGCAUUGCAACAACCUCUACCAGCGUGGGAAGAUUCAGCUGUGGAACGAGUACUUUGGGGAGAUCAGUCUCUUCCCGGCGUGGUAUCAAAGUCUGGUCGAAAGCAGCAUCGAAGCUGUGAUCAGUGCAGGAAAGGCAAAAAAGGGUGUGAUGCCAUCAUUCUGAAAGAUUUCGGAAAUGAUUUGGCCGAUGGUAAUGUAGAAGGUAGCUGGGGAAGAGGAACAUUUCCUCUGGGUCCAUGCUCGAACUGCACAAAAACUGGCAAGGAUUGCACCUUCGUAUGGCUUUUCUCACAAGAGAGAGACCGUGUCCGACGAACGAACAAUGGGCCAGGACCAUUUUCGAAGCGCACCAAGCUGCGAGCAACUGAAAUGCAGUCAGAUAUUCCGAGCCUGGGCAGUCUGUCAUCGAAUGGUUUCCGAGAACGUUCAAACUUUCUUUCCGCAUCGUCCUCAAUUCCCAAAAAGGUGCCACGUGCAGGCGGUGGACAGAGCGAACUCUCCUCUGUCGUCAGUCUUGACCACUCAGCCAGGCCUCCUUCGCCACGAUGGGACUUCGAUGACAUUUCGGAAGGGGAUAGUGUGUCUGCAAGUCCCAAAACUUUCUCCAGCACAUCGCAAUCUUGGAACAGAAGGACCUUUGAUGGAGAAGAAAUCGGCCAACCACUCCCAUUCUCAAAUUUCGUCUGGAGUGAGCCCCUCAACCCUGAGCCAUUCCACGAUAAAAACUCAGAAGGGGCAAAUAACCCAACAGGAUUCAAUUUUUCCGCUGCCUCUGACAUUUCUCAAAUUGGGGGGAAACAACCUCGCAACUCAAGGCGAAGGAAACGACCAUUCCAGACACCAGCCGAUAUCUCUCCUUUCUCCAUAUCAGAAAACAUGGCAACUUUCACCAAUAAGAGUCUUAUGACUAAGAAUUUGAUGAAGGUGUACCAUGAUAGCUUUGAAAAUGCACUAUCAUGCUGGUUGACAGAGAGGACGUGUCCUUACGGCAACCGAGCAUUAACUUCAAACUGCGCUGACUCAAUGGACCCAUCAAUGCUCCGCGAAUGGGGCCCUGAUUGGUCAAACAGAAUAUGUAGACGGGUCAUCAAUCUUGAUCGGAAGUCUGCUGUCGUUCGGGACAGGCCGCUGACCGGGUCCGAAGAGAAGGCAGCUUCUAGCGCACUAAACCUUGCAAUCAUGGCUUUUGCAACUCAGUGGUCUCAGUCGAGCCAGCGGAGCCAAGAAAAAUUUCAGUCUGUGAAUACGAACAAGGCCCCAUGGGAGGGGACCAACGAUCUCGUCAACGACGAGGCGCAAGGCACCGCCAGCCAUCAUUUGGACGACUUUAUACCUCCAGCAAUAGAGUUUGAUAGGAUCAUUCAAGAAUCACUUUGGGCUCAAGCAAGACGUGCAAUUCAAGAUGCAACACAUGUGGAAUCAUUUCGGGUUGUUUUUGCUCACAUCAUUUUUGGUCUUACUCAGAAACCACUGGGUGUCGACCAGCACUUCCCCUCCCCACGGUCAAAAGUCAGAAAAAGAUCUUCAAGAAGUUUACACACAGCUUUGACUCCAGAGAGUGAAUAUAACGAACAGAGUGGUUCCACGUCGGCGGCCACGGAUCGGGAAGCGCAUACCAGACUCGUCGGGGAGAUCGAAGAUAUUAUUGAUCGAGAUGGACCCCCGAUUUUCCUAGAACAAGGACUUCGCCACAUACAUACUCUCCGAUGCAAGGUGGAUGGAGGGAAGGUACAACGAUGGAAAUCCAAAGACGAAAGCGGACGGAUAAAGACGGGAGUUGACUCCAUCUCUGCACAGCUUACCCAGGAAGACAGAAAAACUGUGGAUCUGCUUUACUGGCUCGGAGUUAUGUUCGACACCCUCUCAGCCGCAAUACAUACCCGGCCACUCGUUGUAUCCGAUGAAGACAGCGAUAUACAUCUCGAAGUUGCUCCUGAUUCAAAUUAUCUAUGCCGGCACGGCCAUGACGGCGAAAGCAGUCAAGCCCUACUGAUGGAACAACAUAUUCCGGAUCGUUUAAUGCCAACAAGUACUUCAAAGCUCUGGAGCAUGUUUUUCUUUCAAGAACAAGCUCUUCGUAAUAGGACCCCACCUAUCCGCUGGCCAUGUUCGUACCAGUCUGCAGCAACUGCGCUCGCCGAUGCUGCUCCCAUCAAAGUCUUGCUCUUCCGCAGAGUCACACGAAUACAAACCUUGAUAUCAAGACAUGUCCACGGAGAGCAGCUGGAAGAAGCCAUAAAAGACGCUCUCCAUGUGCAUCAAUACUGGAAUGCCUUGUAUGGACCUUUUAUCCUCGACCUCGUCGCUCAUCACGACCAACUUCCCGCUCGGAUUCAAUCUUGGUACAUCUGCCUAACCGGACACUGGCACCUUGCAGUACUUCUGCUCGCCGAUGCCAUCCAAGCUAUCGACACCGGCGGCCAGUUAGGUCUCGAAUCUCAGCGUCGCUGGCGCGAAUCAUGUGGCCUGGUCACUGCUCUCCGCCGACGUACAUCACAUGCUGUCGCCGACCUGGCAAGAUGUUCCUGUCCGAGGGACGAUGCAUCUUUCCCUGACGCAGGCGAAUUCCAUUAUGCGAUGAAUCAAGGAGCCCUACUUACCGAGCCGUGGACUGAGGUCUUGAUUCGUGUGUUUGCUAAAGCUGGAGCUUUACUCCUGGCCGAUGCAGCAAUGUCUAAGUAUGGAACUGAUCCCGUGAAAGGCUGCAAGCAGGCCUUAGAGUGUAGUGAAUCGUGCGUUGAAGCUUUGUGGUACUUGGGCAGAAAGUCUGAUAUGGCGUUCCUUGCGGCCAAAGUGUUAACAAAGGCUUUGAAGGACGCCGGGGAGAAGAUGGUCACUGCGGAAAUGUCCCGGAUUUCAGAAGAAUGGCUUGAACCUGGAUUCUCGGUGGACGACGACUUCUCUUUUUCUGGAUUGUCAGCUGAGAUGAACGGUUUUGCUCAGACAGGUGGAGAUGCUAAGUUUGGAUUCUUAGAGGAAGAUGCAAUGCAGAAUUUUCACGUUGAUUUGAUGGGCGUUGAUCAUUUCGAGUCACUUAUAUGACAUCUUCGUUCCUAUGAGUAGCAUACAAAGUCGUGCCAUUGGAGUAUACAGAUUCAACUUAAAUCAAAAAGC
This is a messenger RNA of Hyaloscypha bicolor E, 3176 nucleotides long. RefSeq lists its product as uncharacterized. Lineage: Eukaryota; Fungi; Ascomycota; Leotiomycetes; Helotiales; Hyaloscyphaceae. The transcript has 2 exons. The record is from RefSeq and is a predicted model, not a curated record. Gene Ontology annotation, biological process: regulation of DNA-templated transcription. Gene Ontology annotation, molecular function: DNA-binding transcription factor activity, RNA polymerase II-specific; zinc ion binding. The coding region runs from base 51 to 3104 and encodes 1017 amino acids.